Molecule: messenger RNA, 1137 nt
Organism: Phaethon lepturus (White-tailed tropicbird)
Lineage: Eukaryota; Metazoa; Chordata; Aves; Phaethontiformes; Phaethontidae
Product: sialomucin core protein 24-like
Exons: 6
Cellular component (GO): cytoplasmic vesicle
Source: RefSeq, a predicted model, not a curated record
UACAGGUCAAAUUGCAGGAGUUGAGUUACGUAAGCAGCGCUGUUCCGUCGCUGCUGCCGGUUGUUCGUUACCCUGAUAUUAGACCCGUUGUUCGUCCUGCGGGUAUCUGUGAAAACCUUUCUAACUGCAGUUCGUGUAUUGGUAAUGACACAAAUGUAGCAGGCUGCAAGUGGAUCAGAUGUGAAAGAGACAUGUGUGUAAAUGAAACAGAAGUAGAUUCGAAAUAUCACAACUGUACAACUGAAGAACAGUGUUCUUCUCCUACAGUUGUUCCUCUUUCCAAUAUUACUACUACGCCACCUUCCAAUAUUACUACUACGCCACCUUCCAAUAUUACUACUACGCCACCUUCCAAUACUACCACAGCUCAUACUACUAUAGCUAACAUCACCAAUGUAACUACACAUGCUCCUCUACCUACAACCACCGUUACUUCUGCUACCACAACAACCAGUAUUCCAGGUACAAAUGCUACUGUGACUCCUGCACCUUCUUCACGCAAAUCUACAUUUGAUGCUGCGAGUUUCAUAGGUGGCAUUGUCCUUGUUCUGGGUCUGCAGGCUGUUGUUUUCUUUCUGUACAAAUUCUGCAAGUCGAAAGACCGAAACUAUCACACGCUUUAGGACCGGCCACUUUAUAAUGGACUAGUAGCCCAACACCUGUAGUUCACUGAACCAAAAUAUUUUUCUGUUGCUCAUGGAAGACAGCAGUUCAUAAUAUCUUUUAAAUCUCUUAAAGAAGACUUUAAAAGAAUAUUUUUGCAACAUUAUACUUGGCAAGAGGUGAUAUAAAUCUCUUCAACAGGAUUACUUGCAAUAUGCUGCAUGGGUUCUAAUGGCUGUCUUAUUUUCCUUUAGUGGCUGCUGCUGUGGGACUUUUUUUUGAUAUGCCAAAUGUAGACAUUCAGAGAUUCGUAUUCAGUGGCAACACUGUCUUGAGUAGACAAUCUCAAUAUGACUUAUUGUGAAGGCUAAUUUAAUCAACAUUUGAUACAGUGUCCCUUCAGUUCUAUCAAGAUGUGAAUUAUUGGUGACUGACUUCAGGGAGUGAAAUACUGUUUAUACUAGCUUGUGGCUCUUACAGCAUGCUGCUAGAAAGAUGAACAAAACUGUAGAAGUAGAUAAUGUCUUAACAGAA